CUCUCUCUCUCUUCAUUUGAGUGAUUUUUCUUCUGUCUGUACAAAAAUCUGCUUCUGAAACGUGAAAGUUUCCAUUUUUGUGAUCAAUGCCUCUCCCUAUUUGACAUAUUUAUACACACGCAAACCCCUUCACCGAUCGCACCGUUUGAAUUCCUGUCUGCCCCUAUCUUCGAUUUUCGUUUUGCUUCCGCAUAAUUUUAUUUAAAAAAGAAACUUUCUUGAUUUUAUUUCGCGCUGUUGUUGUUCAAACAGUAAAUAAGGACUAAUCCCACUUUUGGGAUUAUGCAUUAAGCGCGAAAUCUGAGACCAACAAAGUCCAAACCCUAACUAUCUGUCUCUAUUCAAUCGUCCGAUUUGCCCGCCCCCCAAAUCCGCCACGCCGCCUCCCCCGGUCCGACGCGCCUCCGGCAUCCUCCCCCCGGUCCGACGCUCCCCCGGCCGCCCCAUCCCUGAAUCCGCGUCUGCUGCCUCCCGUCUAAUCUCGCCCGCCCCUGAAUCCCAGUCCGCCACGCCGCCUCCCCCUGUCUGCCGCGCCCGGCGUCUCCUUCCUCGGCGCCUCCUAGUAAGGUUUGUGUCUGUGUGCAGGUUUAACUUUCAAGUAAUAUUCAUGAAUGAGAAUGGAGUAGUGGAUUUUGUUUAAUUAAUAUGCUUAUAUUUUCUCGAAAAUGGUUUUGUUUGAUUAGUAAAGGUUCACUGUAUUAGGUUUCUGAGCAAGAAAGCCAUACACAAUUUAAAUAGCAACAUCACCAUCGGGACAUUGAAAAGAAAGAACAUUGACAUUCUAUGUUCUUUAAGAAUGAUUUACAUUUACAUCUUAUAUUCUUUCGAAAAUAAUUUGCUGUUGAGUCACUGGAGUUGUAUAUUCAUGAUUAGUUGUGACUAGGCACUUAAAAAAAAAAGCUACUAAAAAUUUGAGGGAGAGAGUGAGAGAGCGCGAAUGAGCUCCCUGUUCUUGCAAACACUCGAGAGGAAAUAAGGACUAAACCCACUUUUGGGAUUAUGCAUUAAGCGCGAAAUCUGAGGUUUGAAGUUGCGAUCAUGGAAGGCCGCAGGAGGCAUAAUAAGUGGGAUAAUUAUAAGAGACCACAUCAUAAAAGGCCCCCCAAGGGAAAUUGCAGUUGGCAGCCUACUGUGCCUUCAUGGGAGAAAGAAUUCUGCAGAGUGAUUGGCUCGAUGGACUGGGAGACACUACUGCAGAUGAAGAAGUUUACACACCUCUAUGAAAACGUGGUAAAGUGGGACGACUCUGCAGGUGAAGAAGCGUUCUCCAAUGCUAAGAAACGUUUCUGGGCUGAAAUCAAUGGUUUUCCCUGUCACGUAUCACUGCCCGAUCCGGAUCUCUACAUCGACAAUGUUGAUUGGGAUUCAGAAACCGAUCCUGACCUGCCACCUGAUCUUGAGUCCGAGCCUUUGAAUUCUAAUGCAGACGAAGACCAUGACCCCGUUGUGAUUUUUGGCGAUUCCCUCUUCCCAAACCAGGCCUACUCAGUCGUAGGUUGGGGCGAUGAUGAUGAAAACUUCAAAGUCCCAACUAAUUCAUCCUCAGGUAACCAUGGCCCCCCUUUGAUGCAAAACUGGGGCUAUUCGUUCGAUAACGGGGCUGCAAUUGGAUGGCCGAGUUAUUACAACAACGCUUGGCACUUGGGUGACGUGAAUCCACCAUCUGGAUACACGACGUGGGGAGGCAGCUGGAACAACGACUGGGGUUGGAACUACUCCAAUAAUAACGUGAUUUACGAAACAAUGGACAACCAAGAACAGGGACAAUGGAACGAGAGGAACGCUGCCAAGACCAAUGCUGGUAGAAACACGCCAUCUGAGAAGACAGCGCCUAGAGUUGAAGGGAACGAGAGCUACAAGAAUCACCCGAAACAAUCUUCUGUGGACAAAAGGUCGAAUUCAAGGGAGUGGAAUUCUUUCAGCUCUUGUGCACCUGCCAGUCAUCACGCUGCAAUAACAGUUGAACAGACAUGGAACCAGCAGAAGUCCAUUCGAUGAGAGCAGACAACGAGGCCUCACUGGUUCAUUAUAUUCGAUUCUGUUUGUGCUGUCAACCAUGAACGUUGGAGGUCGAGUUUAGCUAAAGGGUAAAAUGAACAUGGAGCUGCUCUCCCAGAAUUUUGAGUAUAGUUUUCCUCAUUUGGGGGCUUGUAUCAUAAGCUGCCACCAAAUCUUUUUUCGCCUCUUCCCCGUGUUCAACUUCAUCGAGAUGUUCGUCUUUUCUUGGUACAGGUACCGUCUGUAUAGGUGUAUAUCCUCAUCUUAUUCCCUAUUGUAAUUUACUGCAAAUGUGAGCUCCUUUUUCCCCCUUUUGAAUGUGGUGUUAGUGUACCGAUGAGUUGUAGAUUAGAAGAAGUGAGAGGUUCGGAUAAAUUCCAAGUUCUUUGUGCUAGUUGUAUUUGUUUUUGUCAAUGUUUUGGCAAUAUAUACAUAUUUUUCUUGAUUCUUA
Messenger RNA from Salvia miltiorrhiza (redroot sage), 2449 nucleotides. RefSeq lists its product as uncharacterized. Bases 1039 to 1998 code for a protein of 319 amino acids. The transcript is spliced from 5 exons. The record is from RefSeq and is a predicted model, not a curated record. Lineage: Eukaryota; Viridiplantae; Streptophyta; Magnoliopsida; Lamiales; Lamiaceae.